This is a messenger RNA of Paramormyrops kingsleyae, 2305 nucleotides long. The record is from RefSeq and is a predicted model, not a curated record. Lineage: Eukaryota; Metazoa; Chordata; Actinopteri; Osteoglossiformes; Mormyridae.
AAGUUCGUAAGUUGAAAGUUCGUAAGUAGAGGAGCUUCUGUACAUCCUUCACAUUCCAAUUGCAUACUAAUCCAACAUAAUUACAGUUUACUUUCAAAUUUUUCAUUAGCAUUUUUAUAUGGGACCCUAACAAUCACGAACAACAGAACAGGAUCCAAAUUAUAUUUUAAUAUGAUGAGAUUUCAUAGCUACUAUUUACCUUCAUGAUUUAUCAAAAAGUGGUGAUUCUGAUGUUUUAUUUGUAGAUGUCUUUAGCAUGAUUUAAGUGUUGCAUUGCAUUUCAGCUAGAACUUUGGGAAUGUGUCUGCAAUAUUUAAGAUGCAUUGUUUUAACAUGGGAACUGCAUUGUUACUUAUUUUUUAGCAUUUGCUGAAAGUUAAUGCAUUAUAAACCAGUUACAUACCUAUUUGCAAAUUAUCCAUAGUGCACAGUGUUCUGCACAGUUGACGUGACUUUUCUGUCAUUUUGUUUAAACAAAAGUGUUCUACUGCUUACUUGUACAGUUUUAAAUUAAUCACAGGUCUCAAUAUAUGUACUGAUAUAAUAAGGAGCUCAGAUCAUUCCAAUAUAUGAACAUGGAGUUUUCUGUGUUCAUUUUGUAAGUGAUUCAUUACCACUUCAAGGAUUUAAAACAUGGAUGAAAAAGGAAGAAAUAAUAUAUGCAUUGAUUAUUUACAAAUACGAGGAUGCUCCACAAAGCAGGAUAUCUCAGCUCAGCUUAAACUGGAAGUCAUUAUUGUCCAAUAAGAGUUUAUGUGGAGUGUUCCUAUUGGACAAUUAUGACUUCUAGCUUAAGUUAACACAAAAACUGCAUGGAUUAAUCAUGAGGUUGCUCCAGCAUCUCUGAAACAGCCACCUUCCUGUGAUUUUUCACACGCUGUAUUACGUGGAUUUUACAGAAAAUAAUGCAACAAAUCAAACACAUCCAGUCAGCAGCCGCUCUCUGGUAAAAGCAUCUUGUUAACGGGAAAGGUCAGAGCACAACGGCUGGACUCGUUAAAGCUCAGGAAGACCACAAGUGCAAUAACAGCUCAGUACAACAGUAGUGCACAGAAUAGCUUCUCUGAACACACAGCGCAUAUAGCCUUGAAGUAAUUCUGAAGACAAAAGUGGGUCUUAACCAGUACUAGCUAGAUAUACGAAAUAAAGUGAACAAUGGGUGUACUUGAUAACAAAUAAAAUAUUUUGUGCAGUAAAUAUACAUCUAUGCAUAAUUUAUAUGUAGAGAAGGAAAAAGCAUAGCAGCUCAUUUGAAUAAUAGUGAGCCAGUUAGCAAGCCACACUGGCACUUGUGUAACGGGUAUAUGUACCUAAACGAGUCCCACACAAACCCAGGUAAAUAUUUAUGAAUGGACCAAAACAGAGCGCUGUCUGUUACCUAUCCACCCUGUGUAUUUGACACACACAGUACAGACCAAUGAGUUUCUGCCAAUGCAAACAUCCAUCCCAUAUUUAGCCAGCUGUCUGGGCCAUUUUUGAUCAACAUGAAGCACUGGCUGGUAUUCCAGCAGUAUCUGCAGAGAGCAGUGACUGAAAAAUGGUGGGUUCUGCUCUUGCAGUCGUCCUGGUCAUCAGUGGCGCCUUGCUCCAGCCUGGAGGUGGGCUGCCGUCUCGGACCAGAAGGGCAGCUCCGGCCGGACAGAGAGGUAAACGGCUCCCACUGGCAGCUCGGGAUUUCAGUGCUGCCAGAAUUAAUGAAGCACAGUCUUGCCUAGUUGCUGGUUUCCCCCAUGCUAAUUUGCUGCUUUGUCCGGUCGAAUUUCCAAUUGAGAUGCAGCAGCGGAUGAAGAUGAUGUCAAUUAAGUCUCAAAUCAGCAAGUUGUGGCAGGAGGUGAACUCCCUGGAGGAGAUGCAGGCACUCCAGACGGUUUGCCUCCGAGGCACCAAAGCUCACAGGAAAUGUUACUUGGUCAUCAAGCAGCCCAAACACUACCAUGAGGCCAACUAGGAAUGCAUCGCACAAGGGGGGACACUGACAAUUCCCCGGGACAAACACGAGAACAAGGAGCUGUGGGAUUAUGCCAAGCGGACCUCGCCGGGGACCAAGGAUUUCUGGAUUGGUGUGACUGACAUUGUGAGAGAGGGUCAUUAUGUAGAUGUCAACAGUGCACCGGUCAGUUAUUUCAACUGGGACCGCUCCAGGAAGGAACCCACUGGAGGAAAACGGGAGAGCUGUGUGACACUCUCUCUGGCCUCGCAGGGAAAGUGGCAUGACGAGGUAUGCUGGAGCCUGAAGAAGUACAUAUGUGAAUACCUCAUCCCUUAGCUGCUGCUAAUCAAACAGAUGAAAAAAUACAAAAACACU